Molecule: messenger RNA, 1482 nt
Organism: Xylaria bambusicola
Lineage: Eukaryota; Fungi; Ascomycota; Sordariomycetes; Xylariales; Xylariaceae
Exons: 4
Coding region: 1-1482 (493 amino acids)
Biological process (GO): proteolysis
Molecular function (GO): protein binding; metalloexopeptidase activity
Source: RefSeq, a predicted model, not a curated record
AUGUGGUCUAGAUUUGCAAUUGUGUUUCAGGCGGUUCUAGCCGUCGCUACACCUCUUAUAUCGAGGAAUCCAGCCAACGUCCUGUAUGAUCGUGCAAGCACCAUCGCCGCUGCGGCUCCGGUCUUCGCUUGCUCGGCGUCGAGCUGGCCGCCGAACACCAUCGGCAAGGCCAACGAGCCACAACAGCCCUCGGAGGAUUUGACCGCGAUCCUCGCGGCUGUAGACCCAGCGCGUAUCCAAGCGACAAUCGAGAAACUAGUGUCCUUCGGUACGCGUCACACGCUCUCGAGUCAGACGUCUAAGACAAGGGGCAUCGGAGCCGCGCGCGAUUGGAUCCAUGCUGAGUUUCAGCGGUACGCAGACAUGAGUGAUGGACGGCUAAGCGUUAAGACGGUAGGUUAUGUACAAGAACCCGAUGGAAAUCGGGUCACAUUUGCGACGAGGAUUAGCGACAUCGUGGCUACGCUCAAAGGUACAGAUGAGAACCGGCUCUAUGUCAUCUCGGGCCAUUACGACACGCGGAACACGAAUGUCCUGGAUUAUGAAGGAGAUGCGCCUGGCGCUGAUGAUGAUGCCUCUGGCGUUGCGGUCUCGCUGGAGUUGGCAAGGGUCAUGUCGAACCCAAAGUAUCCUGUGCCGAAGGCGAGUAUUGCGUUUGCCGCUGUAGCGGGUGAGGAACAGGGGUUAUAUGGCUCGCAGUUCCUUGCACAGACAUAUGCGAACAGUACGCCGAGAGUGAAUGUAGAAGGAAUGUUAAAUAACGACAUCGUCGGGUCCCCCAACGAAGCAGAUCCCCACGUGAUCCGGCUCUUCGCACAAGGCCUUCCCCCCCUGACCGUAGAAAACUCCACAAAACGGGAAUCGCGGCUGCAAAUCGGCGGCGAGAACGACACGCCCGCGCGCAACCUCGCGCGCUUCGUCAAAGAAGUCGCAGAGAACCACGCCACGGGGAUGAACGUCUCGGUCAUAUACCGGCUAGAUAGGUAUCUGCGCUCAGGCGACCACCGCCCGUUCCUCGAAGCCGGGUAUCCCGCGAUCAGGUUCACGGAACCCCGCGAGAACUUCGCGCACCAACAUCAAAACGUGCGUGUGGAUAAUUCCACUGGCAACCCCGUGCAAUACGGGGAUCUGCCGCAGUUCUGCGACUUCGAAUUCAUCGCGCGCGUGGCACGCGUUAACGGGGCCACGCUUUGGAGUCUUGCGAAUUCACCGGGUGCGCCGACGAAUGUGCGGAUUGAUACGGAGGCUCUGGGGAAUGAGAGCACACUGUUUUGGGAUCCACCGCUGAGUGGUGAGGAGAACGUUGCUGCGUAUGAAGUUGUUUGGAGAUCGACGGCUGCACCUGCUUGGACGGAUGUGAUUGAUGUUGGAUUGGUGAAUCGGGUUACGCUGGACCUGAGUAAGGAUAAUGUCGUGUUUGGCGUUAGGGCGAGGAGUAAGGAGGGGAAUAGGGGUGUUGCUGUUCUGUCGUUUCCUGGGUAA